AACACUGCUGUGGAGGUUGUGGGGCUGAAUAGCGUAGUACUAAUUUAACUGUUCUAUUCCCACCUCCGACUAAGAAUCUAAAAGGAUAAAGAUAUUUGACGGCACAGGCGGUGGCGGCGGCAUGUUGAGGUCUCUUAAGAGCGUUGGCAGAGUAGUUUCAAGGUCAAGGGAAAGUCUUGGUGUUCCUGUUACUCCUCCACGUAGUGAUCCCUCUUCUUCUUCAUCUUCUUCUCACAAAGAACAACUUUCAUCAUUAUUAAACCCUCUCUCCUUCUCCUCCGCUCGAUUUCUCUACGCUAAGAAACUAUCCGCUUGUGCUGAUGAGAGCGAGUGGGUUUGUGUUGAUGGGUUUGAGCGCCAUGGUGGUUACGUUAUAGGCCCUGUUCCUUCUCACAGUGAAGUUGAUCAUGCUGUCUCUGCUCUCCAACAGGUGUUUGCGGACCAAGUUUCUUCUUCAGAUUCAAAAGUGUCUGACCCAGACUGGGAAGAACCCUCUUUGUCUUCAUAUAAUUCAGCAUCAUUGCAACCUAACAAUGCAUAUGAUAGAGUUUAUUAUGCAUUUCAUUUGUUGAAGAAUGAUCCUUAUGUUCAGAGAAUGGUGAAGUCAUUAUCAUCUGAUAAAGUUGUUUGGGAUGCUGUUCUGGAGAAUGAAGCUGUGCGGGAAUUGAGGGAGGCGAUCUCGGCAGCUUCCAUAUCAGAUGAGGAGGAGCAUGAUACUUCUGAUGACGAUGAUGGUGAUGACUCCUUCCAUGCAAGAAAUUUUGUUGUGAGGAUAUUUGAGAGUGCAAGAGCCAUAUUCAAGGAGAUUAUUGAGAAAAUUACUAAUUUAGUGAAUAAGCUGUUUCAACUUAUAUUUAACGGGAGGACACAUGCAAAUGCAGAAAGCCUGGAUGCUUUCAAUGACAAGCUGAGAAAUUCAUUUAUCCUUUCUAUCAUGGUCCUUAUGUUUGUGCUGCUGACUCGAGCUCAAGCUAGGGCUUGACAUAAUUUGUCUAAACGAGAUGUAGGACAGAAGUUUUGGAUUGGGACUCGCUGUUUUAUUCUUUUUCUGUUUUUUUUUGGGUCAUUUCUCAGAUAAAAAUAUUGUUUCAUGCUUGAAGUAUCAAUUGUGUUUAGCAUGAAAGCAAUGCUAGCAUUAUUUUACAAAUUUAUGGUUAAA
Messenger RNA from Arachis stenosperma, 1159 nucleotides. RefSeq lists its product as uncharacterized. Bases 122 to 982 code for a protein of 286 amino acids. The record is from RefSeq and is a predicted model, not a curated record. The transcript has 4 exons. Lineage: Eukaryota; Viridiplantae; Streptophyta; Magnoliopsida; Fabales; Fabaceae.